ACGCCCAUAUGACGUCUUCAAACGUUUCCUCUCAGUGAUGACGUCUUUAUUGUGCGCCCUAGAAAGCUAAUGCUCGCAAAAUGUAUGUAUGUUGUACGAAACAGUGUUGCUAAAAGGGUACAAGCCAACUGAUAUCAGCAAAAGACUUGGCUCAUCGAUCGCCUAGGUCAGAAAAUUUUGAUCAGACGCCUUUGAAGGUGCCUGAACAUUGACCAAGGUUUACUGCUAAACCAUCUGAUACAGGAGAUGGAUAUAAAAACUGAAACUGAGUGUGAAUAUAAUGAUAUAGAGCAGAAUCUUUCAGACGAGUUUAAUCAAGAAGAUGCAGAUGAGGAAUUACCACAUGCGGAAGUUGUUGAUAUAUUCCAGGAAGGCUUGGCAAUGAUUGUACAGGAUCCUUUGCUGUGUGACUUACCUAUUCAGGUAACCUUAGAAGAAAUUAAUUCCCAAAUUGCUCUUGAAUAUGGUCAGGCAAUGACUGUAAGAGUCUGUAAAGCAGAUGAAGAAAUAAUGCCGGUUGUUGUAGUGCAAAAUGCCACAGUACUUGAUCUAAAAAGAGCUAUCCAGAGAUAUAUUCAGCUGAAACAUCAACGUGAGGGAGGGAUACAGCAUAUCAGCUGGAAAUAUGUGUGGCGGACAUACCAUUUAUCAUAUUCCGGAGAGAAGCUGGAUGAUGAAGCAAAAAGUCUCCGUGAAUAUGGCAUCAAAAACAGAGAUGAGGUGGUAUUUGUAAAGAAACUGAAAAAUAAGUAGAGUUUGAACCUAAUUCAAGUGGGAUCUUUGGACUGCCAUAUCAUCGCAAGCCAAAAAGAUAGUGAAAAAUAUGCAGGACAAAUUUUGUCUUGCUACUACAUUGCAAAAAUGCUGCAAACUUUAUUUACCAGGUAAAAACUGCCUGAAAAGUGGAAAUGUUUGUACUACUAUUGCAAGUAUAAAGAUUGUUGGAACUUGACUCAUUGAUAUGAUUAACAGGUUGGGUGUGUAAAUUCCUGGUGUGCCAAGCUGUGAGAGGGUAUAUAGUCCAUUAUUAUUUAGUAUCAGUCCAACAUACUGGAUGUAAAAUGGAUGGCAAUACAGACAUUUACCAAUCACAUCAUGGGAUACAGAACUGUAUAUGCUCAUUGUCAAGACAGACAUUCAGCCGUGACAACAUUGGACAAUUAUAUUUCUGUGAGCGCACAAAACACUCAUAAGGGCCUUUCUGUAAGAUAACCACUUUAAAAAUGAAAUCAUUUUUUUAACUUUAGUAGCCUACACUUAUAGGCAGAUUUAUCAAAGGUAGAAUUUCGAAUUUAUGUGAAUUUUUUUUUUUUUUUUUACUCUAAUAAAUUUAAAUUUACUCAUUACUUGAAUGGGAGGUUAUUUAAGAAAAAAAAAUUGAACGUCUAACGUUUGAUCGAAUAGUCCCGACCUGAAAGUUUGAAUCAAAUUCGAAUAGAGUUUUCCCUCUGACAAAAACUCAGAUGUCAGGAAAGGCUAUUUACGUUUUCAAAGGUUCAACUGACCUCUGCCAUUGACUUGUAAAUUAACUCGGCAGGUUUUAGGUGGCAAAUAUUCGAAUUAGAUCUGAUUCAAAAUACAUUACAUUACAGUGAAACGCUGACAUGAGUUAUUACAUUCAAACAGAUGGAUUAAAAUUCAAAUAUGUAAAUUUUGACACUAAAAUGUUUUUUUAAAAUGCGAAUUUACAAUUUGACCCUUAAUAAAUCUUCCCCUUAAAGUGACCAUACGGCUUAUGAAUGCCUUAUUUUGGGUUAAUAUUUUUCUCUCUGUUUGAAACUGCUGUUAUUCUUGCUUUAAUUAUAUGUGUAUGCUUGCUGUGCAGGGGUUCAUUUUUGUAUACAUUAAAAUUGUUUUCAGAGGAAAUUGAGCAUGGCUCAUGGGAUGUCUGUCAAUAAGUUUCUGGCUAGUAUGUUAUGCUUGCAUCAAUAAAUGUUAAUAGUAUAGUU
Molecule: messenger RNA, 1949 nt
Organism: Xenopus laevis (African clawed frog)
Lineage: Eukaryota; Metazoa; Chordata; Amphibia; Anura; Pipidae
Gene: snrnp25.S
Product: small nuclear ribonucleoprotein, U11/U12 25kDa subunit S homeolog
Exons: 8
Coding region: 247-753 (168 amino acids)
Biological process (GO): mRNA splicing, via spliceosome
Cellular component (GO): U12-type spliceosomal complex; spliceosomal complex
Source: RefSeq, a predicted model, not a curated record